AUGAGUUAUGAAAAAAAACCAAACAAAGAUAUAUCAUCAAUAGAUUUAACAGAAGAAGAUUUGUACACAACUAAAAAGACUAAUGAAGAUAAAGUUAAAAAGGUAAUUUAUAAGGAUGAUGAAGAUAAACAGAAGAGUGAAAGUAGAUGGGAAGAAUUUAAAUUAAAGCCGAAAUUAAUUGAAGGAGUUUACAGAGUCGGAUUUGAGAAACCAUCACCAAUACAAUGUAUAGCAGUUCCAGCUAUAGUUAGUGGGAAGGAUGUUAGAGCACAGUCAGAAUCAGGAACUGGAAAGACAGGUGCUUUCUGUGUAGGUACACUUGAGAGAAUAGAUACAUCACUUUCUACCACUCAGUGCUUAGUGUUAGUUUCAACAAGAGAAAUAGCAAAGCAGAUAUCAGGAUUGUAUGAGACAGUAGGAGAAUUGCUAGGAGUGAAUUCUAAAUUGUUAAUCGGGGGUAGAAAAUUGGAACAAGAUAAGUCUGAUUUAGUAAAUAACAAUUACCACGUAGUAGUAGGAACACCAGGAAGAGUUUAUGAAAUGAUAAACAAGGGGUAUCUUAAAAUAGAAAAUCUUAAAAUGAUGGUAUUAGAUGAAGCAGAUGAGUUAUUUAAGGCAGACUUCCAGUUACAGAUAAGAGCAAUUUAUGAAUUAGCAGUAGAAUCCAAGGUAGGAUCAGAUGGUUUACAAACAUUAUUCUUCUCAGCAACAUACUCACAAGAAGAUCUUAAUGUAGUUAGUAACAUAUCACCCGAUCCAAUAAUCGUAGAUAUGAGGAGUGAUGAGCAUACACUACAGGGAGUUAAGCAGUAUUUGGUAUGUUUUGAGAGAAACUUUGGACCAAGAAAUGAUGAAGAAGCAAGAGUCAAAGAAGUGUGUUUUAAAGUGAGUACGUUAAUGGCAAUUAUUGCAGAACAGAAGAUCAAUCAAAUGUUAGUUUUUAUUAGAAGAAAGAAAGAUGCUAAUAUUGUAGCAGACAUUCUAAAGCGUAAAGGAUACAAUUGUGAUUGUAUAACAGCAGAUUUAGAACAAGAAGAAAGAGAAACAGUAAUUGAAGAGUUUAGAAAAGGAACUACAAGGAUUUUAGUUGCAUCAGAUAUUUUGAAGAGAGGAGUUGAUUUUCAAGGAUUAUCAAUGGUGAUCUGUUUAGAUGUGCCACCUUAUGAUUCAAGAGAUAUUUAUUUCCAUCGUGUAGGAAGAACAGGACGUUAUGGUAGAAGAGGAACUGCAAUUCAUAUUGUUAACAGUUCAGAUCUUUCUAAUUUGUUAAGAAUAGCAGGAGAGUACAAAUCAACAAUUGAUUAUUUGCCAGAUGAUUUUAAGUUUUCUGAUUAA
This is a messenger RNA of Hepatospora eriocheir, 1335 nucleotides long. The record is from the annotation of a GenBank genome assembly. Lineage: Eukaryota; Fungi; Microsporidia; Hepatosporidae.